This is a messenger RNA of Fusarium musae, 1236 nucleotides long. RefSeq lists its product as uncharacterized. The transcript has 3 exons. The coding region runs from base 1 to 1236 and encodes 411 amino acids. Gene Ontology annotation, molecular function: fumarylacetoacetase activity. The record is from RefSeq and is a predicted model, not a curated record. Gene Ontology annotation, biological process: homogentisate catabolic process; L-phenylalanine catabolic process; L-tyrosine catabolic process. Lineage: Eukaryota; Fungi; Ascomycota; Sordariomycetes; Hypocreales; Nectriaceae.
AUGGCAUCUACUGACUAUGCUCACCACUUCACUGAGAAGAACAUUCCUUUCGGAAUAGCUUCAUCACAGUCUCAUAAGACUCCUCAAGCUGUGACCAGACUUGGAAAUACCGUGAUAUUCCUGAAUGAUCUCGUCGAAAAAUUCAAGGAUGUUGACGGCCUUCCUCAAGGUGUAUUCAGCGAGCAGACUCUGAACUCUUUUGCUGCUCUCCCCAAGUCCGUGCAUCAGAAUAUUCGAAAGCAAAUCCAACAAACCUAUCAGCAAGAUGGUCUCGAUGGGUUUCCUUCAGGAGGCAAAGAAGAAAUCAGUGCUGUGACGAUGCAUUUACCAGUAGAGAUCAAAGACUUUGCAGACUUCUCCUGCUCCCUUGACCACGUCAUAAACGCAGGCCGUAUAGUAGUCAACAACGGAACGCCACCACCCGGCUUCUUCAAGUUCCCAGUGGGAUACCAAGGCCGAACAGGCUCUAUCGUGGUUUCAGGAACGGAUAUUGAGCGUCCUUAUGGACAGUUCAAGAACCCUGCUGCCACUGAAGGCGAUGACCCUAUUAUUUAUGCGCCGUCUCAGAAGGUUGAUUACGAAGUCGAGCUUGCAGCUGUUGUUGGAAAGCCGUUGGGUAUGAGGGAGAGACUUCAUGCUAAGGAUGCUGAGGAGCACAUCUUUGGUUUUGUGAUUCUCAAUGAUUGGAGUGCUCGAGAUAUUCAAGGCUUUGAGAUGUUUCCUCUCGGCCCUUUCAACGGCAAGAGUCUAGGAACUUCCAUCUCUCCCUGGAUCAUCACCCUCGAUGCUCUAGAACCCUUCAGAACCAAGGCUCAAGAGCAGAAAGCUAUAUCAGCUUCAUACCUUCAGCAUCCUAACCCCUCAACGUUCUCUAUCACCUUGAAGGUCGACGUCUUGGCAAACAACGUCACCACAACACUUGGUGUCUGUCCAGUUGAGUCUCUGUACUGGACGCCUCAACAGAUGGUUGCGCACUCUGUUAGCUCGGGAAGUGCACUCAGGACCGGUGAUAUCCUGGCCACGGGGACUGUUUCUGGUUCUGAGGAGACAAGUCGGGGUUGUAUGCUUGAGAGUACAGAGGGUGGUAGCAAGCCUGUUACGUUGAGCGAUGGGUCGAAGAGGGGUUUUCUUGAGGAUGGUGAUGUUGUGAGGAUAACGGGGUCUGUCGGUGGUGAAGAGUCCGGGGUCGGAUUUGGUGAAUGUAUUGGCCAGCUUACUCCUGCUCGCCCUUACUGA